Molecule: messenger RNA, 4251 nt
Organism: Xyrauchen texanus (razorback sucker)
Lineage: Eukaryota; Metazoa; Chordata; Actinopteri; Cypriniformes; Catostomidae
Gene: stt3b
Product: STT3 oligosaccharyltransferase complex catalytic subunit B
Exons: 16
Coding region: 234-2648 (804 amino acids)
Biological process (GO): post-translational protein modification
Cellular component (GO): membrane
Molecular function (GO): dolichyl-diphosphooligosaccharide-protein glycotransferase activity
Source: RefSeq, a predicted model, not a curated record
UCUUACUGGUGGAUCUCGCGUGCCGAGUGGUGCAAGCCGGCUAGCAUGUCACACAGACGUGGAAUCUAGUGCAAAUAAAUACAUUUAGUACAUAAUAAAAAAGCCAAAUAGCUGCAGCUAGAACAAAGCCCUGGUUGUGGAGUUACAUUGGAGCCGAGGGGUGAAAGAGGAGUGCUUGGCGGUGGGAAGUGUUUUCCUGACCAAAUCCUCCACCAGCACGGCUCGCUCAGAACAUGGCGGAACACCACACCACAUCCGACUUUAAGCACAAAGCCAGCUCUAAUACAGGGCGUUCGGUCUCGGGCAACGGGCGUCCCAAUUCCCCGGCUGGAUGUAGUGGAGGCCUGUCCGGGGGACUGGCGCAUCCGGCGGGAUGGCAGUCGUUGCUGUCGUUCACAAUUCUCUUUCUGGCCUGGUUGGCAGGGUUCAGCUCUCGACUUUUCGCAGUUAUUCGUUUCGAGAGCAUCAUUCACGAGUUUGACCCAUGGUUCAACUAUAGAUCAACUCAUCAUCUCACCACUAAUGGCUUUUACGAGUUCCUGAACUGGUUUGACGAGAGAGCCUGGUACCCACUGGGCAGAAUAGUGGGAGGAACGGUGUAUCCUGGUCUGAUGGUGACGGCAGGCCUUAUCCACUACGUACUGAACCUACUCCAUGUGACCGUUCACAUCCGUGAUGUUUGUGUGUUCUUGGCCCCCAUCUUCAGUGGCCUGACCGCCAUAUCCACCUUUCUGUUGACGCGGGAGCUGUGGAACCAGGGUGCCGGUCUACUGGCGGCAUGUUUCAUUGCCAUCGUGCCCGGCUACAUCUCCCGCUCCGUGGCCGGCUCGUUUGACAAUGAGGGCAUUGCCAUUUUUGCUUUGCAGUUCACCUACUACCUCUGGGUGAAGUCAGUGAAAACGGGCUCAGUGUUCUGGACCAUCGGCUGCUGCCUCUCGUACUUUUACAUGGUGUCUGCGUGGGGUGGAUACGUGUUCAUCAUCAACCUGAUUCCACUCCAUGUAUUCGCGCUUCUCCUUAUGCAGCGUUACAGCAGGAGGUUAUACAUUGCCUACAGCACGUUUUAUAUAGUUGGGUUGGUGCUGUCCAUGCAGAUCCCUUUUGUAGGCUUCCAGCCUAUCAGGACAAGCGAGCACAUGGCCGCUGCAGGUGUCUUUGCUUUGCUGCAGGCAUAUGCCUUUCUGCAGUAUCUGAAGGACAGACUGACCAGGCAGGAGUUCCAGACUCUGUUCUUUCUGGGUGUUUCUCUGGCUGCGGGAGUCGUUUUCCUUACUGUCAUUUACCUGACUUACACUGGCUACAUUGCUCCUUGGAGUGGGCGUUUUUACUCUCUAUGGGACACAGGAUACGCUAAGAUCCACAUCCCUAUCAUCGCCUCGGUCUCAGAGCACCAGCCCACCACAUGGGUCUCCUUCUUCUUCGACCUGCACAUCCUGGUCUGCACCUUCCCAGCUGGCCUCUGGUUCUGCAUCAAGAACAUCAACGAUGAGCGAGUCUUUGUGGCCCUAUAUGCCAUCAGCGCAGUGUACUUUGCUGGCGUGAUGGUACGUCUGAUGCUGACUCUUACUCCGGUGGUGUGCAUGCUCUCGGCCAUCGCCUUCUCCAGUGUAUUCGAGCACUACUUGGGUGAUGACAUGAAGCGUGAAAACCCACCCGCUGAAGACAGCAGUGAUGAGGACGACAAGAGGAAUCAAGGGAACCUCUAUGAUAAGGCAGGCAAAGUCCGAAAGCAUGUGUCAGAACAGGACCGUCCAGAGGAGGGUUUGGGCCCCAACAUUAAGAGCAUCGUUACCAUGCUAAUGCUGAUGCUCUUGAUGAUGUUUGCUGUGCACUGCACCUGGGUGACCAGUAAUGCCUACUCCAGUCCCAGCGUAGUGCUGGCAUCAUACAACCAAGAUGGAUCAAGGAACAUUCUUGAUGAUUUCCGUGAAGCCUAUUACUGGCUCCGACAGAAUACGGAUGAGCAUGCUCGUGUCAUGUCCUGGUGGGACUACGGCUAUCAGAUUGCAGGCAUGGCCAAUCGCACGACACUGGUGGACAACAAUACAUGGAAUAACAGUCACAUAGCACUGGUUGGUAAAGCCAUGUCCUCAAAUGAGAGUGCAGCCUAUGAGAUUAUGAAGUCGCUGGAUGUGGAUUAUGUUCUGAUCAUCUUUGGGGGAGUGAUUGGAUACUCCGGCGACGACAUUAACAAGUUCCUGUGGAUGGUGCGCAUUGCAGAGGGCGAGCACCCUAAAGAUAUCCGGGAGAGUGAUUAUUUCACACCACAGGGGGAGUUUCGAGUUGAUAAGGCCGGCUCUCCCACCCUCCUCAACUGCCUGAUGUACAAAAUGUCUUACUACCGCUUUGGAGAAAUGCAACUGGAUUUCCGCACACCCCCUGGAUUUGACCGGACGCGGAACGCUGAGAUUGGCAACAAGGACAUCAGUCUAAAGCACCUGGAGGAGGCAUUUACCUCCGAACACUGGCUAGUGCGCAUCUACAGGGUGAAGAAGCCAGAGAACCGACAGGCUCUGGACCACAAGCUCCGCAACAUUGCAGCCAAGCAGAAGUACACCUCAAAAAAGACAGCCAAGAGGAAGAGGGGACAUAUCAAAAACAAGAUGGCUCUGAAAAAAGGCAAGAAACUGACCAAGAAGUCUGUUUAGAUAUUGAAUGAUAAAGAUUGAGAAUGGAAAACCUGAAAACAAACAAAAGACAAGGACAACUGCAACUAGUAAGUAAUCUACCAAUCUAGAAGAACAACAAAUAUAUGUCAUCUGGCACCGCCCACCUGAGAACAUUUGAUUGGAGGCUUUGAUCCUGUGAUUGUCAUAACGACCACGGACGGUUCCAUGAUCGGUUCAACGAUGGGGAUCUACAUCGGUUCCAAUCAGAGAACUCUGGACUUUUUUUCUUUUUUUUUUUUUCUUUCUUCGUAAUUGAAAGUGCUGGUUACGCAAGAGAGCUGCCUGUUUCUAAAACGGCGGUCACUUUUUUUUGUGGUGCAGUUUAUCUUAAUCCAACCGAAUUCUAAAACGACCAACAAUAGGAAUUCAUUCAGUGAAUGAAACUUGGAGCACCAAAGAUUUUAUUUUAUUUUUUUCCGUUUUUGUUAGAGCUUGUGUGAGUUAAACUUUGAUAAAAAAAUAAAAUAAAUAAAAGCUACAGAAUCCGAGGAAUGUGGAGCAGUCUACAGUCUGACUGGGAAAAGCCCCUUAAAAGCUCUCUUGGCUUUAGCUGACAUCGUACAAACCAUUUUUUUUUAUGUGGAAGAAUGCAGCUGGUGUCUUUGUGGCUCUGAAUUCGUGAGUUGCUUUCCAAGACAGACUUUGAAAAGGACUCAGUUAUUAGUAAUGUUUAACUAUUGUGGUGACUUUUGAUUCUAAAUAAUUUUGUUUGUAACAUGAUUUUGAAUGUUGUUCUUUUUCUAUUGGUUGUAAGAUUUUAAAAGUUUAUGCAAUAAUUUGAAAAUCAAAAUGGGUUGUUUGAAGAAUCUGCUUUUAUGUCUUUAUUGCUAAUGCCUUGUCCAGAAGACGGCGCUGUGCCUCUAAACUACUGCGCAAAAUUUGCAGAUGCUUACAGAUGUCCCCCCCCUUUUUUUUUAUUUUAUUGCAAGUUUCAGGCCAAUUAGAAAUCAGUUUUUUGUUAAUUCCUAAACGACUGUCUGCCAGGACAAAGAGUGAACCGAAUUAGUUGUAGGUUUAUAAAAUGCUGCAUUACAAGCCUGAAUGCACUUUGUCUUAGUUCACCUUAAUGUGGAGCCACUACUGAGAAGCAUGCAGGUGGAGAGUGCGUAUUUCACACUUAGAAAUACGCACUCUCCACCUGCUUUUUUUACUUUGAAAAGGGCGCUUUCUGCCACAUCAAAUGGGGUUUUCCUUUCCUCUGUUCUUCUGGGCUGUCUUUUACACCUUCCUCUUUGUUUCCUGCCUUUUCUAGAUUUUCAACUUGCCAAUUGCUUUUGCUUUGUUUUUUUGUAAAAUAAUUGGAAGGGAAAAACAAUUCUGAUUCUCCCCUCUUUCCAUAACAUAUAUUGUUCUCAGAGGGCUCUGAAUCUUAGGAAGGUAUUUAUUAAAUAGAAUAAAAAUUGAAGUUGAGGAGACCUUUCAUCUUUAAAUGCAAAAACGGUUAUUUUCUUUUUCAGAGUUAAAAUGUACUCCAUAAAUUGUAAAAAAAAAAAAAGAGCGUGAGAAAAAGAUGCUGUUGUGAGAAUGAGUGAUGCCAUUGUGAUUAAAAGACUUAAUGAAACAAUCAGCCUUAUCCAUUCAG